Messenger RNA from Colletotrichum fioriniae, 855 nucleotides. RefSeq lists its product as uncharacterized. Gene Ontology annotation, molecular function: protein binding. NCBI's taxonomy places the organism in Eukaryota, Fungi, Ascomycota, Sordariomycetes, Glomerellales, Glomerellaceae. The record is from RefSeq and is a predicted model, not a curated record.
AUGUCUCUCAAACGAAAGAGAGGAAUCGAUGAAAUCAUCGACUCCCGGGUUGUCACUUUCAUCAUUGGCAAAGGCGACUCGAAGCGCGAGUUCUGUGUCCAUGAAGGAGCUUUUGCCUGCCUUUCGGCGCCUCUUCAAGCCUUGCUUACUGGCGGUAUGAAAGAGGCCCUCGAGGGCAAGAUCAUUUGGGACGAUAUCGAACCUACAACCUUCCGCCUUCUUUUGGAAUAUGCAUACACUGGUUCCUACCCUAUACCCUACCCCGGAAAAAGGAACGACGACGAGCGCGGUUCAAAGAAAGAUGGAGACACUAGAGAAGACAUCGAAGAGGAUCGCUCACUACGACUAUGGAUCAAGAAUUCAGCAGAGGAAGACAACGAACGCCACGCAGUAUUGGAAUUUUGCGAGGAGCACUUCUCCAAAUAUGUAGUCAGUGAAGUGACUCCAGCAAACAGGGUCCAUUCGGCCCGGAAGCCUGGAUUUGAGGUACUGGAUUCAACAAUCAUUGUCGAAUUGGAUCACCUCUUGAAGCCAUCACAACUCUACAUUCUCGCCGACAGAUAUCUCAUCGAUGACCUCAAGGAAUCAUGCCUCAACGAUAUUGGCCGAAAGCUGUGCAACGCAGAUGGAGACCGCACGCUAAUGGCACACGUGUGCUCCGUACUUCGCUUCCUACAUGCGCAGACAUUACCACAGGACAAACUUCGGAAGCUAUUUUUACGAUUCCUCAUUGCAGACAUGAGAUAUGCAAUGGCAUCUGGAGGUGAAGACCUGAUCCGCGACUUUGCGGACUACGCUGUGGAACUACUACUUGAAAUCCCCUACACCUACUGGAAAGAACUUCAGGAUGUGUGA